This is a messenger RNA of Rhincodon typus (whale shark), 597 nucleotides long. Its product is annotated as zinc finger protein 239-like. Gene Ontology annotation, molecular function: RNA polymerase II cis-regulatory region sequence-specific DNA binding; DNA-binding transcription factor activity, RNA polymerase II-specific. The coding region runs from base 1 to 597 and encodes 198 amino acids. Gene Ontology annotation, biological process: regulation of transcription by RNA polymerase II. The transcript has a single exon. NCBI's taxonomy places the organism in Eukaryota, Metazoa, Chordata, Chondrichthyes, Orectolobiformes, Rhincodontidae. The record is from RefSeq and is a predicted model, not a curated record.
AUGGAGUUGGACAAUUUAUUUGAUCCUGAAUAUCAUCGGAUUUUGAACAUGGAAGGAGUAAGCGCCGUUCACAGUGGGGAGAAACAGUACACAUGUUCUGUGUGUGGACGAGGCUUUAGCCAAUCAUCUGGCCUAUCAAGACACAAAUGUAGUCACUCUGGAGAGAAACCAUGGAAAUGUGGGGACUGUGGGAAGGGAUACAGAUCCCCAUCAAAGCUGGAAACUCAUCGACGCAGUCACACGGGGGAGAAACCAUUCACCUGUUCCACAUGUGGGAAGGGACUAACUCAGUUAUCCAGCCUGCUGGCACACCAGCGAGUUCACACUGAUAAGAGACCAUUUACCUGCUCAGACUGUAGGAAGGGCUAUGAGAGUUCUGGGGACCUGAUCUGCCAUCAACAUCUUCACACCGAAGAGAGACCUUUCAGGUGCUCUCACUGCGGCACUGGCUUCAGGCGAUCAGCUCAUCUCAUUGUACGUCAGCGAGUUCACACUGGGGAGAAACCAUUCAUCCGUUCUGUAUGUGGAAAGGGAUUUACACGACUUGCACCUGCUCCACAUGUUGGAGAGGAUUCACAACCUCAUCCCACCUGUUGA